Vicia villosa (hairy vetch) is the source of this 1611-nucleotide messenger RNA. RefSeq lists its product as uncharacterized. The transcript has 4 exons. The coding region runs from base 1 to 1611 and encodes 536 amino acids. Lineage: Eukaryota; Viridiplantae; Streptophyta; Magnoliopsida; Fabales; Fabaceae. Gene Ontology annotation, molecular function: protein dimerization activity. The record is from RefSeq and is a predicted model, not a curated record.
AUGUGUGGAGUUGCUUUUAAUGUAGCAAAUGCAAGAGCUUUUAAGUUGAUGUUGGAAGCCGUUGGGAGCUAUGGUCCUCAUUUGAAGCCGCCAAGUUAUCAUGAACUUAGGGUUCCACUUCUUAAAAAUGAGUUGGAAUAUACGAAAGGUUUGUUGAAGAACCAAGAGGUGCAAAGAAACAAAUACGGUUGUUCAAUUAUGUUGGAUGGUUGGACGGAUAGAAAAGGUAGAACAUUGAUCAAUUUCUUGGUCAAUUGCUCGACGGGGACCAUGUUUGUGAAGAGUGUGGAUGCUUCUGACUAUGCAAAGACGGGGGAAAAGCUAGCCGAGUUGUUGGACACAUUUGUUGAGGAAAUGGGUGAAAAAAAUGUUGUCCAAUUGAUCACCGAUAAUGGAAGUAACUAUGUAGCGGCGGGUAAAGUAUUGUGUGAAAGGAGGAAACACUUGUUUUGGACUCCAUGUGCUGCCCAUUGUAUAGACCUUAUGUUAGAAGACAUAGGCAAAAUUCCAAAGGUGAAAAAGGUUAUACAAAAAGGGAUUAAGGUUGUGGGCUACAUUUAUAAUCAUACUUUUGCUUUGAAUUUAAUGAGAAAGACUACCGGCAAUGUUGAAUUGGUUAAACAAGGAGUGACAAGGUUUGCUACCCAUUUCCUUUGCCUACAAAGAAUGCAAGAACUAAGAGGAAAGCUUAGAGAGAUGUUCCUUUGUGAAGAAUGGACAAGUUCCAAGUGUGCCAAAGAUGCUAAAGGAAAAGGGGCAGCUACUACUAUUCUUAAUGUAUCAUUUUGGAAUGAUGUUCUCUACACUCUUAAGUGCAUGGCGCCUCUUGUAGAUGUGCUAAGAAUGGUUGACAAUGAAAGGAAACCUGCAAUGGGAUACAUAUAUGCCGCAAUGGGGGUAGCGAAGGAAUCGAUUGAAAAAGCUUUCAGUUUAAAUUCAAGCAAGUACAAAGCCGUUUUUGAAAUCAUUGAUAAAAGAUGGGAGUGUCAACUUCAUCAUCCGCUACAUGCUACAGGUAACUAUCUCAAUCCUGAAUAUUAUUUUUCUAAACCAGAAAUUGAGUCCGAUGCUAGAUUGGUGAAAGGCCUCCGUAGGUGCAUUGAGAGACUUAGUGAAAGUGAAGAUGUGGAGGAUAUGAUUUCAGUAGAAUUGGCACAAUAUCGGAGUGCUUCAGGUCUCUUUGGUAUAAAAGCGGCAAUGAGACAAAGGUCGACAUUAGCUCCAGCUGAGUGGUGGAAGUCUUAUGGAGCCGAAACUCCGCAUUUGCAAUUGUUGGCUAUUAAAGUGUUGAGUUUGAGUUGCAGUGCUUCCAGAUGUGAGCGUAACUGGAGCAUCUUUGAGCAUAUUCAUUCCAAGAAGAGAAAUAAAUUGGAACAUCAAAAAUUGCAAGACUUGGUGUUUAUCAAGUAUAAUCAAGCUUUGGUAGAGAGGUUUGAAAUUCGAGAUAAAAUUGAUCCUAUGGAAUUUAGCGAAAUUAAUUUCCACACCGAAUGGUUGGUGGGAGAGAUGGAAAAGGAGGUCAAUGGCACGCCCACAAACAUCAAGGCCACCAAGAGCAACAAUUGCACCAAGAGCAACAAUUGCACAACAAGUGGUGGUAGAAGAGGUUGA